AUGACUGAGAACCAGAAUCCUCCUUUCAUUCGGUCAAGGCAUGAAUACAAAGGAGUUAUGUAUCCAAAUUUUGUCCUCGACUCUAGCAUCGAACGCCUGAGGACCUUCCAGGUUCGACCAGAUGAUGUUUGGCUCUUAUCAUUUCCCAAAGCAGGAACACACUGGAUGAUGGAGAUUGUUGGUCUCAUUCUUAGCGACGGUGACCCAAGCCGCAUCGACAGAUCACUUUACUCGUCAACGGUGGAGAUGAUCAACAUGGAUCAACCGUUUCCUGCCACAAGAGAAGCGGAGAUUGCACACCCGGUGGACAUGAGUCCAUUCCUGGACGUUGUCGAGAAAGCGCCCUCACCUCGGGUGAUGAUAGAUCAUCUAACCCUGGAUCUUCUUCCAGAAGAUAUCCUCAAGUCAAAGAUCGUCUAUACCGCACGCAAUCCAAAGGAUUCCAUUUUAUCUUGGUAUGAGUUUGUCAAAGACGACCCAGUAUAUUCGCUCACCAUGGAUAAAGCCAUACAGGAAUUUAUGAAUUACACAAUGAACUGGGGUUGUUGGCCGAACCACGUUCGUCAGUUCUGGCAGCUACGAGACCACGAAAAUGUGACAUUCAUCUUCUAUGAAGAUCUCAUAAGGGACCCUGCUAAGAACAUCCGGAAGAUUGCUUCUGGUAUAGGUCAUCCUCUCUCAGAUGAGAUCCUCCAACGAGUUGUCAAGCUCAGUCACAUAGAUUCACAGAGACAACGAUUUCAAGAGAUGGCCGAGAGUGGGCAAGAGAAUCUCGUGGGAAAUGCUGGCCAGUAUACAUUCCUCAACAAAGGAAUAGUCGGUCGAUGGAAGGAGCACUUUACUGUAGCACAGAACGAAGCCUUCGAUAAAUGGUAUCAACAUAAAAUGGUUGACACUGAUCUUUCAUUUACGUUUGAAUAGUUAAAGGACAAGUCCACUCCAACAAAAAGUUGAUUUGA
Messenger RNA from Lytechinus variegatus (green sea urchin), 959 nucleotides. Its product is annotated as sulfotransferase 1C4-like. The record is from RefSeq and is a predicted model, not a curated record. The transcript is spliced from 6 exons. Gene Ontology annotation, cellular component: cytoplasm. Lineage: Eukaryota; Metazoa; Echinodermata; Echinoidea; Temnopleuroida; Toxopneustidae. Bases 1 to 921 code for a protein of 306 amino acids. Gene Ontology annotation, molecular function: sulfotransferase activity. Gene Ontology annotation, biological process: sulfation.